Messenger RNA from Homalodisca vitripennis (glassy-winged sharpshooter), 2699 nucleotides. RefSeq lists its product as uncharacterized. The transcript is spliced from 2 exons. Bases 617 to 2152 code for a protein of 511 amino acids. Lineage: Eukaryota; Metazoa; Arthropoda; Insecta; Hemiptera; Cicadellidae. The record is from RefSeq and is a predicted model, not a curated record.
AAGACGUAACAAGCUGCCAAAAUUGUGAUGGCUCACCACCAGUGCAAAAGCUAAAUCAUAAUAAAAGUUUGAGUGCUACAAAAAGGGAAAGACAUCGAGCAAAAACUGCCUACCAACGUUUGGUCAGUGAAAAUAAAAAACUUGCAGCUAGCAGGGAAAUACUCCAACGAAAAGUAAGAACAUUACAAAUGAGACUAGUCAGAAAGAAUUCUGGCUCAAAAUCUGAGUCGCCUAAGUCAGUAGUCAAACAAGUAAUUGAAUUGGUCAUUUGAGAAACCCCAUAAGUCAAUUUUUAGCUAAAUUUAGUUUUUUAUAUUUUUGCAAUCAACAGAUAUAAAUACACAGUUCCUCUGAGAAACAACAUAAGUCAGACUUUUUUUACCAACUUUAUAAUGCCACAAAGUUUUAGUUCACUUGAGAAACACCAUAAGUCAGUGACUUAUAGUGUUUCUCAAGUGAACAGCAGCAACAGCUGACACCUUGAUCAGUGAUCAGCUGUUUACAUUGCACUAACAAUUCCAGCCCAGGUUUGAGGUUAUGGUGGGAUAUUAAAGAGUAGCCUAUUUUCUUUGUUCGUCUAAUAUCGAAAUUGAAACAUUUUAAAAUCAUUAUCAGAAUGAAUGAGCUAGAUGUUAAUUUAGAGAUUCAGAAACGUAAAAGGAAAAAGGGUGUUCUCAAUAAAUCCGAGUACAAGGCCGAAAUAAUUAAAAAAGCCAGAGUUUCAGGAAGCUCAUACAUAAGUUGGACUGGAAAAGAAGUACCAGAAAUAACUCCAGGAGAAGAUUGCAAGUGUCGGCGGAAGUGCUUCACAAAAGUGGCAGAUGAAGAACGGAAACGGAUAUUUGAGACCUUUAGAAGUUUGGGGUCUAAAAAUGAGCAAGACAACUAUCUACAAUCUUUGAUUGCAGCAACUGAAGUUAAACAGAAACGGCGGAGGAAAUCAAGUGAAAUAUCACGUAAGCCAGAUAGAGGAAAUACAUUCAUUUACGAAGUAUCAACACCAUCUGGGAAGCAGCAGGUAUGCAAACUUGCAUUCUCUAAUAUACAUGGAAUAAGUAGUGACCGCAUCAGGAGAUUGACAAAACUACUAACAGAGGGUAAAAAUCCUCAGGAUAUGAGAGGCAAAAGUGUCCCGGGCAAUGCAAAACCAACUAAUUUUGUCAAUAGAGUUAAAGAACAUAUCGCUUCCUUUCCUGUGAAAAUAACACACUAUGGUACAACUGAUUAUAGCUACUUGAAUGAAAAACUUAAUGUUCUUGAGAUGUAUAAACUGUUUAAACAGGCGAAUCCAGAUAUUGAUAUUGGGUACAAAUUUUAUCUUAAAAUAUUUAAAGAAAAUUUUACUCUGCAUUUUGGUCGUCCACAGGUCGACACUUGCUGUACUUGUGAGGCUCUUGAGAUAAAAAUUAAAAGUAAAUUCUUGAAUGAUAUAGCUAAAAGAGUCCAUGUAGCUGAAAAAAUAGUCCAUAAGCGCAGGGCUAAAAAGUUUUACUAUAAAAUCAACGAAGUUCAGGAACAGGCUGCUACUAAUGAAAAUAUUGGUGGCAUAUGUAUUGAUUAUAUGCAAAAUUUACAGCUACCAACUAUCCCAGUCCAAGAAACAUUUUAUCUCAGACAACUCACUGUUAGUGUUUUCUGUGUCCAUAAUCUUAAAGACAACAGUGUAGUAUUUUUUAUGUAUCAUGAGGGAAUUGGUGGUAAAGGCCCAAAUGAAGUCUGUUCAUUUCUGUUGAGCUACAUUCAAAAUCAUUUAAUAGAAGGGAUUGAACACUUACAUAUUUUUUCUGACGGAUGUGGAGGCCAAAAUAAAAACCACUCAGUUCUCAGAUUGGCAAAUGCCUUGGCCUCCACAGGAAAGUUUAAGACAGUAGAGCAGUAUUUUCCUAUUAGAGGGCAUUCUUUUCUGCCCUGCGAUAGGGACUUUUCAGUUAUUAAAAGAAAAGUGAGAAGGUGCGACAGAGUGUACACUGUUAAGGAAUAUGCUGAAAUGUUCCUAAGUGCCUCAUUAAAAAAUGAGUUCUAUGUGGUCCUACCUGAGUCAGAAGACAUUUUAAAUUUCAAGGAUUGGUGGCCUGCAUUUUUUAACCCUUCGACGCGUUUUGCCGUACCUAGUACGCGAAGCGAUGUAUCGACGAUUUUCGGUUUUAUUUGAUGGUCACUCGAAUAUUGGCCUAUCGAAAGUGAUAUUGAUUUAAAGCUUAUGAGUUUAGCUAUCGAUAUCAAUAGUCAUAUGUUACUCAAAAAACAACUGACAUCGUAAAAAGAGUCUAGAAUAUGACGCAAUGAAUCAGCUGUUCUCGCUACUGACGACGAACCAGUCCAGCCGGUUCUUUGUUUAUGCGAAGUAGGGAGCUAAUGUUUACAUGUUGUUUUGUGAUAUUGUCAGUGUUUAAAAGUGUAUUAAUAAUAUUAAUAUCGUUUUAGUGGUUGUGCUGUGUAAAUAUUAUGGUCUGUAAAUCAAGUUCUCUCCAGUAAUUUUUUCGUUUUUUGUGAUAGUUGCAAGUAAGCCUAACCUAAAAUGGCAACUUUGAAUGUUUGUUAUUAUACUAACAUUAUGGUAGGCCUAGUUCUCAUUUAUUUUACCAAAUACAAUUUUAUUUAGUGUUGAAAUAAUACAUAUUCCUCAUACAAUGGCAGGACCCAGUAGAGUUAGUACAAACAGUGAAAUCGAUAGGCUACUUGACAGUGACAGUGAUGAU